GGUCUCGUUCGCCUCGCCUGCGCGGCGAGCCGAAUCGCUCGAGACUCUCGGGCCACAAAGAAAUUCACAUAAAAUCAGACUACAAACGAAUUGCCCAUCAUCAUGGCACCGUUCUCGCGGACGGAGAAGUUCUUCGUCGCGCACUGCGCGUUGCUCGCCGUAACAUUGGUGAUAGCCGCAAUCGUAGGGUUUUCGAUGUUUUGGCUGGCGCGCCGACGGAACGACCCGGCGCGACAAUGCCUCAUCUGGGCGAGAUUCGCCGUUGUCUUCUUCAUCCUGUUCUGCUUCACCGAAUUUUGCGCCGACGCCGUAUGGAUAGCCUUCUCUCGAGUCACACGCACAGCGAACGAAGAUGGGUUCGUAACGGAAGACGAAUACAACAUGCUGGCGAAACUACGGCAAGCUAGUCUCGAGCUCUCGGCUGUUUCGCGCUUCACCGACUGCGUCCUCCUCAUCUGCUGCUGGAUGACCGUGAUCCUUCUAGGGGUUGGCGUCAAUAUUGUCCGAACGGGCGAGCCAUCUCGGCUCGACAAGCCCAUGAAGAUCGGCUCGUUUGCCUUGGCGGGCAUCCUGGGAGGUUUGGCGAUCGCGGAAUGGGGCAUCAAGAUCCAGGCGCAUGUGUCAUUCGACACAGACUUGUACAACCUGGAAACGGAAGUUGGGUAUUCUAGCUACCUCCUCAACGUGGCGACCAGGCUGGACUUUUCGUUCGUUGUGAUCGCGUGGGCGCUCAGCAUAGCGACGCUGGUGCGUUCGACGAUGAUCUGGCUACCGAGCCGGGUAGACAAACGGUUAGACUGGCCCCUGUUGUUCUUGAUGCUCUGUUGCGGCGCACUGCUCUUCCGAACGACGUACGAGCUCAUCUAUCAGCUCAAGUUCACAGACUUUAACGACAUCCUACAUACGCCCCCAGAACCAGCAUACAUUGAGCUGAUUGAGAUUGUCUUUCAUACCUGGUUGAUCUUCGCCAUUGUCGUCAUGUUGCUUUCCUUGGCAGCAAAGAAGCGCGGCGGACUGUGGUCGACACAGCAACCCUUCUUGCACGGCCCGGAAGCGGGAGACGGUCAGGAGGCGGGAGACGGCCAGGACAUACCUCUAGAAGAUAUGAAUGUCGAUCCGCCAGCGUACUCUGCUGCCCCGGGCGCCAACAACGGACCCCCAGCUGGUGCCGCGCCGCCUGCAGCUGCCGAAGCGCCGGCGGCUCAUCCGAAUCCAGGACUAGCUGGACCAGAACCCUGGCAGCAGGCUGCACCACAGAACGAGCCCGCCGAUGAUGACCUCGUAGAUGGUCUCGGUCUCGGCGGUACACCAUCACGCUACCGACCACCUGUGCCCCAGGGUGACGGCUACAAUUCCGGCAUCGUAGCCCCUAUGGUACCGGCAGAGGCGGAGGCAGGGCCCGCCGACGGGUACGGGAUGGGGAUAUCGUCGCAACCACCGCCCGAGCACGAAGAAGUCAUGGGGUUGAACCACCAGGCUGACGGCAGGCCGCCGAUCUCUGAGACUUUGCCGUACCCGGAGAAGAACUAACCAAGGAGGCACAGGGGUUUUUCUUUUGGCGUUGCGUGUUUUCAGCGACAGUUUGGGAAGCACAUACACUGGCGUUUGUCAUGAUACCAAUGUUUGUUAGCUCUAUUGGCGUUCUGCUUCUAUGUUUAUAGGUUGAGGUAAUAGCAAACAUGCGGACUGGAUUAAUCCAAUUCUUCGACGUACUUUGCGGGCGCCACAAAGGGCCCGUCCUCUCCCAAGGUGCCAGCGACAUAUCUACUUGGUGUGGCUCCCGCGAGCAGCGAGCUGUCCCUUGCUGUUCUUGAAUGUGAUGGUCGUGUACGCCAGCGUCUUGCCAACUUGUGGCGGUGGUUAGCAGCUUGUAACGCGGCUCACAAAAGUCACUUACUCUUGUCACAAAUGG
This is a messenger RNA of Emericellopsis atlantica, 1912 nucleotides long. RefSeq lists its product as uncharacterized. The record is from RefSeq and is a predicted model, not a curated record. Lineage: Eukaryota; Fungi; Ascomycota; Sordariomycetes; Hypocreales; Bionectriaceae. The coding region runs from base 103 to 1530 and encodes 475 amino acids. The transcript has 4 exons.